Ictidomys tridecemlineatus (thirteen-lined ground squirrel) is the source of this 2956-nucleotide messenger RNA. RefSeq names its product sialic acid acetylesterase (gene Siae). Gene Ontology annotation, biological process: carbohydrate metabolic process. Gene Ontology annotation, molecular function: sialate O-acetylesterase activity. The record is from RefSeq and is a predicted model, not a curated record. Lineage: Eukaryota; Metazoa; Chordata; Mammalia; Rodentia; Sciuridae.
GCCCCGCCCCGCCCCUGUCCCCGCCCCACCCCCCGCUGUGGUGCACUUCCCAAGUCCAGCGGGUUGCCAACAGACCGUCGGAAGCAUGGUGGCCCCAGGGUCUGCACUCCGGCUGGUUCUGCCAUUAAUCCUUUUGGCCGACAGAAGUGCAGGUGUUGGUUUUCGCUUUGCUUCGUACAUCGAUAAUUACAUGGUGCUGCAGAAGGAGCCUGCAGGAGCAGUGAUCUGGGGCUUUGGUAUACCUGGAGCCAUAGUGACAGUGACCUUGUACCAAGGUCAAGAAAUCAAUAUGAAGAAAGUGACCCAUGUGAAAGCACCCUCUAAUACCUGGAUGGUGAUACUGGAUCCUAUGAAGCCUGGUGGACCUUUUGAAAUGAUGGCACAACAGACUUUUGGGACAAGAAAUAUUACCUUGAAAGUCCAUGAUAUCUUAUUUGGAGAUGUCUGGCUUUGCAGUGGGCAGAGUAACAUGCAGAUGACUGUAUUACAGAUAUUUAAUGCUACAAGGGAACUGUCCAGUGCUGCUGCCUAUCAGUCUGUUCGCAUCCUCUCUGUCUCGCUCAUUCAGGCAGAGGAGGAGCUGGAGGACCUUGAUGCGGUUGACUUGCCAUGGUCUAAACCUACCUCUGAAAACUUAGGCCAGGGAAAUUUCACGUACAUGUCAGCAGUGUGCUGGCUCUUUGGGCGUUACCUAUAUGACACUCUGCAAUAUCCCAUUGGACUGAUCUCCUCCAGCUGGGGUGGGACACCCAUUGAAGCCUGGUCAUCUGGAAGGUCCCUGAAAGCCUGUGGAAUUCUUAAUCAAGGGCCCAUUCCACAGGAUUCUGUAACUGGUCCCAGUGAGCACUCUGUUCUCUGGAAUGCCAUGAUCCAUCCGCUACAAAAUAUGACUCUGAAAGGGGUGAUAUGGUACCAGGGGGAGUCCAAUAUGAAUUAUAAUAGGGACCUAUACAAUUGCACGUUCCCUGCACUCAUUGAAGACUGGCGCCAAACUUUCCAUCAUGGCUCCCAGGGGCAGACAGAACGUUUCUUCCCAUUUGGAUUUGUCCAGUUAUCUUCAUAUUUAUCUAAUGACAACUCAGACGAUGGAUUUCCUCAGAUCCGCUGGCAUCAAACAGCGGAUUUUGGUUCUGUCCCUAAUCUAAAGAUGCCCAACACUUUCAUGGCUGUAGCUAUGGACCUUUGUGACAGGAACUCACCUUUUGGCAGCAUCCACCCUCGAGAUAAAGAGACUGUGGCCUAUAGGUUGCUCUUGGGGGCUCGUGCUGUGGCUUACGGUGAGAAGAAUUUGAUCUUUCAAGGACCACUGCCUGAGAAUAUAGAACUCUUGGCUCACAAGGGACUGCUCAACCUCACUUAUUACCAGCAAGUCCAGGUGCAGAGGCAGGAUGACAAAAUAUUUGAGAUCUCAUGUUGCAGUGACCAUCAAUGCAAGUGGCUUCCGGUUCCUAUGAGCACUUUCUCCACCCAGACCCUGACCUUGGAUAUCAAUUCUUGUUAUGGCACUGUGGAUGCUCUUCGCUAUGCCUGGACCUUAUGGCCCUGUGAAUAUAAGCAGUGUCCACUAUAUCACCCCAGCAGUACCCUACCAGCUCCUCCCUUCAUUGCCUUCAUCUUAGACCAGGUCCCUGGACAUUAGAACAAGAUUGCCAAAUGACAAUUAGAUGCAAGAGUGACUUUUAGAAUUUGGCAUUUGGAAGUUUAAAUGAUGACAACUGUUACUUUUAAAUGAAGACAUUGAUAGAAAGCCUUGUUGAACAAUUCUCAGCUAUCAUGAGGCUAUUUUUAUAUUCUUAGAAGUGCCAUGGCUGGUGGGCAACUUCAAAUGCUUGUGUUUGUCUCCUGGUUAGUCUGAGCCUCUGUCUUGGGCUAAUUCUGAACUACAACCAAAUUGAACCUCAGUGUCAUUCACUUUCUUCAUUUUUUUGGGAGUGAAAUGUUUUGAUACUUUUCCUCCCAAACUGUCUAAUCUCAGGGUUAGAAGAAAAUCUUAAAGGCCAUUUAGGCUAGGUUUCGUGUGUUCUUUACAAAACCUCCGACAAGUGAUUAUUGACCCUUUCUGUGAGAAAUUUUGUUUUCCAAAAGUUUUUCCUUAUGUGAUAGAAAAAAAAACAAACCAACCAGACACUUGGGCAGUCAUAUUGGAAAGUGCCAAGGGUAUGCCUUAAAGAAUGGAGAGAAACAGCUGUGGUAGGAGCUCAGUGCAGGCACAUGGUGAUAGUUACAGCAGGGAUAGAGGAAUCAGGACUAAGACAAAUAGAAGUAAAGCUAACUGAGGCAAAUAGGUCAUAAGAAUUAAAACUGAGUCUCAGGCUUUUUAGAGGUAAGAGUUUAACUAAGGAUAAUCCACCUGGAAGAAAAAAGUUAGCUUGAAAGAAAGCUACAUGAUAAUCCUACAGAAAAAUAAUGCGGAUGGGAUAAAUAUGUAAGAGGGCUUUUGUGUGUAUGUACUAUUAAGAAUCAUGGGGUUGGGGUUGUGGCUCAGAGGUAGAGCGUUUGCCUAGCAUGGGCAGGGCCCUGGGUUCGAUCCUCAGCACCACCUAAAAAUAAAUAAAAAGAAUCAUAAUGCAGCUUACUGGUUGGUUAAAAACAGAUAUAUGGCUCUUGAAAACUAUAUUGAUUUGGGAAUAAAAUUAUUGUGAUUAGUGAUGUAUAUCUUUUUAUAAUCAGUCAAAAUUAUGUUAAGAAUGGACUUAAAAGAAUUACCAUUUAAUGUGAAAAAUGAAUACUACUAAUGCAAUAAGCACUAUUUUCUCCACAUCAGCCUUUCAAGGGAUUCUAGUGCUAUCCCAAAGAGUAGGAAUAGCUUUAUCAAUGUCAAGAUUUUAUUUGGUAAAAGAUCUUAAAAAAAAAAAAAAUUUGCACUCUGCUAGGAAGUUUGGCUCCUCUUGAGGAUUUCCUAGUGUAAAUUAACUCUUAAUGCUUAUACUUUGACCUCUUAUGCAUCUGGCCCCAU